Anarrhichthys ocellatus (wolf-eel) is the source of this 1329-nucleotide messenger RNA. Its product is annotated as vesicle-associated membrane protein 8-like. NCBI's taxonomy places the organism in Eukaryota, Metazoa, Chordata, Actinopteri, Perciformes, Anarhichadidae. Gene Ontology annotation, cellular component: membrane. Bases 527 to 991 code for a protein of 154 amino acids. Gene Ontology annotation, biological process: vesicle-mediated transport. The record is from RefSeq and is a predicted model, not a curated record. The transcript is spliced from 3 exons.
AGAGCAGUUUUUACUUUUUUGUUGUCGGAUUCUGAUCUUUGCUCAUUCUUUUUUGUCAUUUUUUCUUUUGGUAUUUGGUUUUCUUAUUUUUUACCAAAAAACAUAUUUCUGGGGUUUUAUUCAUUUUAGGUUUCAAACAAAAAAACAAAUUUGAGGAAUGGUCACGGAAAAACCGUACAAUAGUUGCUCGGGUAUUUCCGGCUGGACAUACGUAGCGAACAAAGCGACCAAAAGACAGACCGACAUUGCCAUCCAGGGAGACGGCCCACUAUCCGUGGCAACAAAGGUGAGACAUUCAGGUACAUGAGGAGCUGCUGUGCUGUGUUUCUGGCAUCUGAAGUUCAUUCAUUACUUCCUUAAUAUGAUGUAAUUUGUUCCUGUUGGAACAGGUUCAGGGAGGAGUCCAUCCUCAGUGUAAAGCAAUGGGCUGUCAGCUUUGGAGAGAGAGGCAGUUUGAUUUGACAGGACGGGCGGAGCGAUGGGACUGGUAAAUAAAUUCUAAUGAUUUCGUUGGUUGGACUUUUUGAUGUCACCUACUAUUAAGAUGACAUCACCAGUGAACCUGUUUUUUCAGGAAGCUCACGCAACCAUGACAUGUGACAGUCUUAGCACAAACACAGCAAGAGACAAGACAGACAUGGAGCAGGGAGGAGUUGCAGAAGCAGCACCACAGGACAAGAUGCAGGCCUUGAGGGACCAGGUAGACGAAGUCAAAGAGGAGAUGAAGAUAAACGUGGAACGAGUCGUAGAACGAGGAGAAAAGGGGCUCGACAUUCUCGAUACGGCAGAGAAAAUGAAAAAAGAGGCUGAGGACUUUAAAAAAACAUCCCGGAAAGUUGCUCGCGCCUACUGGUGGAAGAACGCAAAGCUGGUCGUGUUCAUCGUGGUGGUCGUCCUCAUCGUCGUCCUCAUCAUCAUCCUGCUGGCCACCGGAGUCAUCCCCGUCAGUGCCUCUAGGCCUCCUGCAGUCACUACCACCAUCAAGCCAUAAACACACAUUAUGUACAUACAGACAGAAUUAAAUCAUAAACAAAGUUUCCUAUUGCAAAGUAUACAAAGUAUUACUCAAACAUCUCAGUGGCCCUAAAACAUUUGUACAUUUGUACAUAAAAAAAAGACAGCAGCUGUUGCGUAGGCUUUUGCACAGUUAACCAUUGUGCCUCACUUUAAGUUCUAAUGUCCUCAAAGGACAAACAUGAAAAGAAAACUGCCAUAAAAAUGUUACAUGUCAAUAAUAUUUUCCUCCUCACUAAGUUAAAUCUUUUAACCAAUAUAUUCAUAAAUACCAAAUAUUCAUUUUCACAGUUUUAAUUCUUUAAAUGCCAGUGU